AAGAGUUUCUAUGCGCACCGCUGCAUGUGAGCUUGGCGGGAUUGAGUUUAAUUCUGAGCUGGCUGUAACUGAAUAAACUGCGAGGACCAUCUGUUCCAUCAUGCCGUCCAGCCUGGGCCCCAGCAGUGUGGCAGCAGCGCUGCAAGAGGCUCUGGAGAACUCGUCUCGACUAAUUGACCGCCACCUUCAGGAGGACCGCUGUUUUCCUGACCUGUCAGAGUUGCUCAAUGUUCCAUCACACAAUAUGCCCUCACUGUCUGGUGUGUCAGACAUGGAUUACCCUCUACAAGGGCCCGGACUCAUCAGUGUGCCCAACUUACCAGAGCUGAGUGCUGUUCGCCGAGUCCCUCUGCCUCCAGAGUUAGUGGAGCAGUUUAGCCACAUGCAGUGCAAUUGUAUGAUGGGAGUUUUUCCUGAGAUCAGCAGGGCGUGGCUUACAAUUGAUAACGAUAUAUUUAUGUGGAACUAUGAAGAUGGGGGAGAUGUGGCGUAUUUUGAUGGGCUCAGUGAAACUAUCCUGUCUGUCGGGCUUGUCAAACCAAAAGCAGGUAUUUUCCAGCCUCACAUACACUACUUGUUAGUGCUGGCCACGCCUGUGGAUGUGGUGAUCCUGGGAUUAAGCUUCCCCAAAGCUCAGACAGGGUUAAAUGACAGCAUGUCUGGUGCCAUGCAGCUUCUCCCCGACCCGCUAUACUCCAUUCCCACAGACAACACCUACAUGCUGGCCAUCAACUCCACAGACUUGGGGCGUAUUUUUUUGGCAGGAAAGGAUGGCUGCCUCUAUGAAAUCGCCUACCAGGCUGAAGCUGGCUGGUUUAGCCAAUGCUGCAAGAAGAUCAACCACUCCAAGAGCAGCCUGUCUUUCCUUAUUCCUUCUCUUUUGCAGUUUUCUUUCUCUGAAGAUGACCCUGUUGUUCAGAUCGCUAUUGACAAUUCACGUAACACCUUGUACACAAGAUCAGAGAAAGGUGUACUGCAGGUUUAUGAUUUGGGUGCUGAUGGACAAGGAAUGAGUCGAGUUGCAGCCAUGUCACUGAAUUCUAUUGUUUCAGCCGCCGGAAAUAUUGCCAGGACUAUAGAUAGAUCAGUCUUCAGACCUAUCGUCCAGAUUACCAUUAUUGAUCGUUCUGAGUCAUCAGAUUGCCAGCUCCUGGCCAUCACUCAUGCUGGUAUACGUCUGUACUUCAGCACCACUCCGUUUGCUCCACCCAACGCCAGACAGAGCACAGCCCGGCCCAGCCUCCUUUCUCUUGUUCAUGUACGACUGCCUCCGGGCUUCUCAGCCUCCUCUACUGUGCAAAAGCCCACCAAAGUGCACAAGGCUCUCUACAACAAAGGUGUUUUGUUGAUGGCAGCAUCAGAGACGGAGGACAGUGAUAUUCUGUGGUGUAUUAACCAUGACUCCUUUCCCUUCAAAAAGCCACUGAUGGAGGCCCAGAUGACAUCCAAUGUCGACGGACACUCAUGGGAGCUCUGUGCCAUUGAAGAGACUAAAGUGCCCAAAAUUGUCACUCCAUUAAACAAGGACCUUAUUCCAGUGACCGAUUCACCAGUGGUGGUUCAGCAGCACAAUAUCCCACCUCAAAAAUACAUCCUUCUGUCCGCACAGGGAAGUCAUAUAUUCAAAAAAUUUAGACCAGUUGACCAGUUGCGCCAUCUGCUGGUGAACAGUGCUGGUGGCGAGAGUAAUGAAAUAGAGAGAUUUUUCAAGCUGCACAGGGAGGAGCAAGCCUGUGCCACAGCUUUGAUCCUGGCCUGUUCCAGUGCUGCCAGUGAUCGAGAGGUUUCAGUGUGGGCCACCCGAGCUUUCUUCAGGUAUGGCGGAGAGGCCCAAAUGCGAUUCCCCUCUGCUAUGACUGCACCAAGCAAUGUUGGGCCGCUCUUUGGCUCUCCUGUACCAGGAUCCCCAGUGCCAGUUGGUAGUCCCUUUCCUAAUCCUAGUUUCCUAGCUACACCAGCUCCAGGCAUGCCAUUUCCCAGUGUGUCUACUCCCUUCAUCCCUGCCACUCCCAUGAGCCUUGGCACUGCUGCCAUGCCUGUGGUCUCCUCUGGUCCCGAGGUUCUGUUUUCCGGGAAGCACAACGGCAUUGUUGUAUAUUAUGCUCGAAUACUUGGCAACAUCUGGGAUGGAAGCCUGGUAGCGGAGCAGCCGAUCAGUACAGGAAGCCAGACCGUGACUGUUAUCGAGAGCACAGUAAGCUCAUCUGACCUGGAGGCAGUUCUGCUGGAGCUUCAGGGCCUAAAGGAGUUCAUUGACAAGAACUCGCAGUUCAGCCCCACCUCCUUAGGGGCAACCAGUUUCAACUCGCCAGCAAAUCUGCAGCAAAGGCUGCUGGGAUUCAUGCGUCCUGACGGCGCCAGCUCUCAGCAAGUCCAGCAAGAACUACAGAGGAAAUACCACACUGAAGCUCAGGCCUAUGAGAAGGCGUCUCUGCAGGGUGUUCAGCAGCUGGUGCACCGCUCAUAUCAGACUCUGGCUCUCUGGAAACUUCUGUGUGACCAUCAAGUCAGCCUCAUUAUCACAGAGCUACCCAAGGACUUUCAUGAGCAGCUCAAGACAAUCAGCUUCAAGGACUUGGUGAUCUGUGGCCGUGAGCUAACCGGAGCUCUUAUCACAGCCCUAAUUAAUGUGUACAUCAAAGACAGCGCCUCUGUAGAUGCCAUCAGCUCCCUCCUGCGAGACAUUUGCCCUCUUUUGUAUAGCAAUGAUGACAGCAUCUGCUCUAAGGCCAAUGAGCUGCUGCAGAGCUCGAGGCAGAUCCAGAACAAGGCAGAGAAGGACCGUACGCUUAAAGAGUCACUGAGACUCUACCAGCAGAUCAGUCAUUAUACAGACCUGCCGCUUGUGUGCUUUCAGUAUCGACAAGUGCGUUUCUAUGAAGGAGUUGUAGAGUUGUGCCUUACAGCUGCUGAUAAGAAAGACCCUCAGAGGUUGGGCCCCCACUUCUAUAAGAAUGGUGAGCCAGAGGAGGACGCAGUUGGCCAGCAAGCCUUCCAGGAAAGGUUGUCAUGUUACAAGUGCAUCUCGGACACCAUGCAGGAGCUGGUAAACCAAAGCAAAGCAGCUCCUCAGUCCCCCAGUGUGCCCAAACAACCAGGGCCUCCAGUCAUGACUUCUGACCCUAACAUGCUCAGCAAUGAGGACGCUGCAGCCCAUUUUGAGCAAAUGCUCGGCCUAGCUCAGAGGUCUCAAGAUGAGCUGUUCCACAUCGCACUGUACAACUGGCUAAUCCAGGCUGACCUCACUGACGAACUUCUGGAGGUUAACUCUCCAUAUCUGGAGGAUCAUCUAAUGCACAUGAUAAAGCAGGAUCAGAACAAAGUACGCAACAUGGACCUCCUGUGGCGCUACUACGAGAAGAGUCGCAGCUUUGGCAAGGCGGCUCACGUCCUGGCCCGGCUAGCCGACAUGCACAGCACAGAGAUUUCUUUACAGCAGAGGUUGGAGUACAUCUCCAGAGCCAUUCUCUCAGCCAAGAGUUCAUCCAGCAUCUCCUCGAUGGGAGCUGAUGGCGAGUUCUUGCAUGAACUAGAAGAGAAGAUGGAGGUGGUGCGGAUUCAGGUGCAGAUUCAGGAGACGUUGAGGAGGCAGUACUCCCAGCAUCUGUCUGUACAGGGGGCAAUAUCUCAGCUAGACUCUGAGCUAAUGGAUAUCACCAAGCUUUAUGGAGAGUUUGCAGACCAUUUCCGCUUGUCUGAGUGCAAGCUGGCCAUCAUUCAUUGUGCUGGCCACUCAGAUCCCAUCCUGGUACACUCAUUAUGGCAGGAGAUCAUGGAGAAAGAGCUGAGUGACAGUGUGGCUAUGAGUCCAGCAGACCGGAUGCAAGCUCUGAGUCUGAAAUUGGUCUCUCUGGGGAAGCUCUACGCAGGAACACCACGAUACUUUCCACUGGAUUUCCUUGUGAAGUUCCUGGAGCAGGAAGUGUGCAAGCUGAACUGGGAUGUGGGAUUUGUCACCUACACCAUGCAAGAAAUUGGCGUCCAGCUUCCACGUCUGCUGGAAGUCUAUGAUCAGCUCUUCAAGGCUCGGGAUCCAUGCUGGCAGCGACUAAAAAAGCCUCACCAUCUAGUCGAGUGCAUCCAUGUGCUCCUCUCUGGUUACGUUGGCGACCCAAGCAGAGUUCCAACCUAUGACAGACGGAGGUUUACCAACGUGUGCCUGGACAACAUCUGUGGCUAUCUGGUAGAGCUCCAGUCCCUAAGCCCCAGUGUCACCCUGGAGGAAAUUAUUAGAAACUUCAAAUCUCUGCAGGCCAAACUAGAGAAACUGCACUGAGAGUAGUAAGGAUUGUCUGCCAUCACAGUACAUGACAUGUACGCUCAAAUUACAUCCAGUCUCGGAUUAAAUAUAGCACUAAUGACAUAAAGCGACACAGACAUGCCAAGGCAGUAAAAGUUUACACCCUCAUACCUUUAAAUGAAUAAAAACAGCUACUAUUUAUACAA
This is a messenger RNA of Trichomycterus rosablanca, 4446 nucleotides long. RefSeq names its product nucleoporin 155 (gene nup155). The record is from RefSeq and is a predicted model, not a curated record. Gene Ontology annotation, biological process: transcription-dependent tethering of RNA polymerase II gene DNA at nuclear periphery; protein localization to nuclear inner membrane; protein import into nucleus. The transcript has 35 exons. Gene Ontology annotation, cellular component: nuclear pore; nuclear pore inner ring. The coding region runs from base 101 to 4276 and encodes 1391 amino acids. NCBI's taxonomy places the organism in Eukaryota, Metazoa, Chordata, Actinopteri, Siluriformes, Trichomycteridae. Gene Ontology annotation, molecular function: structural constituent of nuclear pore.